This is a messenger RNA of Enterobius vermicularis (human pinworm), 234 nucleotides long. Lineage: Eukaryota; Metazoa; Nematoda; Chromadorea; Rhabditida; Oxyuridae. The record is from the annotation of a GenBank genome assembly.
AUGGCAUAUGCAUUAUUGCAUUUAGGAGAGGAUUUGAGAGAUGCAGCAGGUUUGAUAAAUGAGGCAGGGGGCAAGCAGGAGAUAGACCUUACCGACAUUCCGGUACAGUUGCAAGAAUACAUCAACGCAAUCAAGGAUGCAGCAGAUAAAGAGUCAAAUGAGGCUGUUCAAAGGAAGAUUAACGCUUGGAUAGCAGCUACGCUUACAGGAAUUGAGCGACCUUGUCUCCAUUGA